CUUCUUCUCAGGUUCUCAAUCUCUUCAACAGAAUCCAACCCUCGUGGCCAAAGUUCUCUCUUUUCUCCCCACCAACUCUCGAAUUCCAAUCUCUUUCCUCUAAUGGCUGCUUGAGACAAUGCUACGUGCUUGUUCCCGUGUUCCCGGAGUGGCAAAAGCCCGCCGCAAACCCGCCAUCUCUGAACGAAGAAUAGUAUUAUGCAUCACUAGCAUGGCCACUCACACCUCUCUGGUUCUUCUGGUUUCACUGGGAAUUCUCCCACUUUGGAUUCUUCCACAGUUCAUGGCAAAAAAUUCAGCUUUUCUUUUUGUUUUGUAGUGUUAUAUUGUUUGGUUUUAGUGUGUGCUUGCAUGCCUAGAAUAAGCUUUUGAUGAUUAUAUAUUGUGCUGUGUGUAUUGUAAGGCAUAUGUGAAUGAAAAAAAUUUCAUUUUGAAGACUUAGCUUAGUUAAUCAGCACUGCCCUGUCACUUUGAAAUUGACAACCUCUUCUUUUGAUAUAUUUCCUUGUUCGCGGAAAACAUUUCUGUCAAUUUUCUACCUUUUGCUUCUGUUAUUUAUAUUGAUUAUCAUUUCCAAGUAUCUUUGCUUCUGUUAUUUAUUUCUUUCAUGGAUAGUGUUUCUUGUUUUAUAUUCAUGGAAGUGGAGUACCUUGUGCUUCUAAAUUUUCAAUAAUUCGAAACAGCACAAGAAAUUGAGAAUGGCAUAUAUUCUAUUCUUACAAUCCAUCGUUGGGAGUCACUGAAUCACAUGGAUUAUCAGCUUGGCCCACUUCGAAGAGUUCAUGGAAAGUUAGCACUUAAAUCUCUCAGUUGGAUUGCUCAGCAGCAGGGUUUUGAUCAGGCUGCUUACAUUCACAUUUUCUGUUUCACAAUUCACUUACUUGCCCGGGCUCGCAUGUUCAAGCAUGCAAAAUUCAUAUUGGAGCAUACCUGUUGCCUGCCAGCUGAGUUUAUAUUCAAAAGAGGAUGCUCAAGGAUGCCUUAAAGAUAUUUAGAUUAAUGGGUUUACAAGGGAUUAAAGCUUCUGUUUACAGUUGUAAUCUUAUCCUUUCGACCAUUGCACGAGAGAAGCAGAUCAAUUUAGUCUGGUUGUUUUUCAAAGAAAUGCUAAAACAGAAAAUCCGUCCUGAUAUAUGCACAUUUAAUAUCAUUCUGAAUUCUUUUUGCUUUGAGGGAAAGCUUGAGAAAGCGGGUUAUCUAUUUAAAAAAAUAGAAGAAGUUGGCUAUAUACCGACAACUGUUACUUAUAAUGCAAUUGUCAAUUGGUUUUGCAAGAUGGGAAGGUUCAAGGCUGCUUUGCAGGUGAUUGACUGUCUGGGCAAAAAAGGCAUCAUGGCUGAUGGGAAAGUACUCACUAGUGAAAGCACAUAUAAGACUCUCAUCAGUGGAUUCUGUGAGGAAGGAAAAGUAGAUGUUGCUACUCGAAUUUUCAAUAAAAUGUUGGACCUUAAUCUUGUGCCUAGUUGUAUUAACUACAGCAUCUUGAUUGACGGGCAUUGCCGGAAUGGGAACACAGGUAGAGCUUCAAUUCUUUCGAAUGAAAUGGAAGCUGGGGGGUUUCGACCUAAUCAGAUUAGUUUUGGUGCUCUAAUAAAUGGUUAUUGCAAGGUUCUUGAAAUGGAUGCAGCAAUAAAUCUUGUGGAUGAAAUGCAAACAAGGAGUCUCCUUGUCAAGCAUGUCAUCUACACUAGUUUGAUGGAUGAGUGUCGCAGAAAGAGACAGGACUAUGAAGCAUUAAAAUUUCUUACCGAUAUGUGUGAUUCUGGAAUUACUCCUGUUGUUGUCUCAUACUCUGCAAUAAUAAAUGGUUUGUGCAAAAUGGGCAGAUUGAACCAGAUAAGGGAAAUUUUAGGUAGGAUGCAGAAAACUGGAGUUCUGCCCAACAACAUUUUAUAUGCAACGCGGAUAUACCAUAUUUGCAAGGAUGGGGAUGCCAUGGAAGCAUUGAAGUUCUACACUGAUAUAUAUUAUGUUGGUUAUUGUGCAAAUUUGAUCACUCGUAACACAUUGAUUUCUGCUCUUUGUCAAAAGUGGAUGUUGAUAGAGGCAGAGCAGUUUAUGCAACAUACGCUAAGCAUGAAAAUAGAUCCUGAUCUCAUCAGCUUCCAUCAUAUUAUUAAUGGUCACAGCAAUAAAGGUGAUCCAUUAGGAGCAUUUGCCGUGUAUGAACAAAUGAUUGAAAUGGGUCAUCAUCCUAAUAUUUAUACAUUUGGAAUUUUACUUAAAGCUCUAUGUAAUGGAGGUAAUCUGAAUGAAGCGAAGAAAUUUUUUCAUCGCAUUCUUCAAAUUCCAUUUGCCGUUGACAUAUGCACUUAUAAUAUAUUGCUCAUGGAGUUGUGCAAAUUUGGAAAAUUGGAUGAUUCUUUGAAGUUAGUUGACAAAAUGAUUGAAAAUAACAUAAUCCCUGACAUGGACACAUAUAACAUUCUUCUCAGUGGCUUCUGUAGGAAAGGGAAGAUUCUUCCCGCUAUUUAUCUGUCUGAAAAGAUGCGGACGAAGGGAUUUUUUCCCAACCUUGUCGCAUAUACUUGUUUAAUUAGUUGUUUAAUAAAAGAAGGUCAGUUGAAGGCGGCUUCAUAUUUAUUUGAAGAGAUGGUAAAGAAGGAUGGGAUACCUGCUGAUGUUGUUGUGUAUAAUACUCUCAUUGCUGGGUAUUCAAGGGUGGGUUUGAUGCAAAAGGUGGAGAAAUUGGUUUCCAUGAUGCAAAAUAAAGGUAUACAUCCAAAUCAGGCUACUUACAACAUUCUUAUUCAUGCAUAUGUGAAAAAACAAAAACUGCUGAAAUCACUUGACCUUUACAAGAACAUGAUACAGAUUGGUCUGAAUCCUGAUAAGCUGACAUAUCAUUCAAUUAUUCUUGGACUUUGUGAGUCUGGUAUGAUGGAUAUUGGAGUAAAAAUUUUGGAGAAGAUGAGGUUAGAAGGUGUUUCUCCAGAUGAUUUGAUAUUUAAUCUGCUCAUCACCAAGUACAGUGAGAAAAGUGAGAUGAAAAUUGCUUUUAAAUUAAUGAAUUGUAUGAGAAGCUUGCAGAUGUCUCCGAGCAGUGAUACUUAUGAUGCUAUUGUUAGUGGUUUGAACAGAAAAGGCUGGUUUCAAGAUUCCUAUGCGAUUUUACAAGUGAUGAUCAGAGAAGGAAUUUCUCCUAAACAUACACAUUAUAUUACCAUGAUCAAUGGAGCAUGUAGAAAUGGCGAUAUAUGGGGAGCAUUCAGAUUGAGAGAUGAGAUGGAGGCACUAGGGCUAGUGCCUCGUGAAGUGGCUGAAAGUAGUAUGGUUAGAGGGCUUUGUAAGUGUGGGAAGCUUGACGAAGCAAUGCUGGUUUUGGAUGGCAUGUUUCGGGCUGGAAUUGUUCCAACUACUGCAACUUUCACUACUAUCAUGAAUGGACUUUGCAAAGUAGCUAAACUUGAUGAUGCUUUGUAUUUAAAGAAUGUGAUGGAACAGUAUGAUCUGAAAUUAGAUGUCAUCACCUACAAUGUUCUGAUCACAGGGCUAUGCUGCAAUCGGCAUCUUGCUAAUGCGUUGGAGUUGUAUGAGGAGAUGAAACAGAAGAAAUUGUUGCCAAAUAUUGCAACUUAUGUUGUUCUCAUAGCCGCUAUCUGUAAGGAAAAUAGGGUUCAGGAGGGAGUAAUGCUUUUGAAGGAUAUAGAAGACAGAGGCUUCAUCCAUCCAGAGGAAAAUGCCAAAGACUUGCACAAGAGGUUGUCUGAUGCAUUGAGAAGAUUGAAUAUGUUAAGGAAUUGCCGGAAAAAACUGUUAUUUUCAGGCGUAGCAGUGAGUUAAAUCCAAUGCACGCUGCAGUUAUCUGCGACACAGCCAGAGCUUCACAGAUUCACCAAAAACAGGAAAAAGAAGUCAAGAAGAAGCUCUCAAACAGACCUUACCACCUACGAUGCAUUUUGAAGGAUGAAACAUACGCGUAGGUUCAUUUCAAAGGUGGAGGAAAGUUGUUCAGUUUUAACAAGGUCUUCAAGUGGCAGACUGCUUGCUCGCAAAGGCGGCCUUGAAGCUUGCUUUUGCAUGUUGUUCCCCUCAGUGAAUGUGUCCCACUUAUUCUCCCAAGCUGCUCAUUUCUCUUUGCAUCAAGAGUUAAAUUUCAGAUUUUGUGCUGAACUAGACAUUCAUUAGUUUGCAAGAGCCUGAGCUGGGUAGGGACAGGUCCCUUUGUUUGCAUAAAGGUUCCAUCAGGCAGAUCAUUUAAUUCAGUCUGAUACAAAUGCAGCAACAUUUGCCAUCUCUUUUAGCCUCGACUGAAGCAGAUAUUGUUGAGUUCCAGGAUUGAUUGCUUGCUCUGUUGAAAAUGGUUGUUAUCCAGUUGCUUCUUCAUUUUGAUUUCUUUCAAAAUUUGGGAUGCAUCACAUGAGCCUAAUGUUUGUCAAUACAUCAUAUGCCAAACUUCACUUUGCAAGUGGGAGAAUGAUCUUGGACAAAUGCAUAAAUUAGUUAAUGAUUACAAAAGUACCUUUUAACUUAAUUGUUCAAGCACAUUUGAGGGGAAUGUCAGAACAUGCUUAUUUAUUCAGGUUGUUAUUAUUUCAGUUAUAGUUUGAUUUCUGAAUUGGAAUGAAACAAAAAUAUUUGAUAGAAAUGAUACUUCUAAAUUCUACAUUCAUAUUCUUUCUAAUCUAAAUCUUCUUAACCUAUUGAGUUCAUUUUUUUUUUAAUUUAUUUUUAUUCACAUCUUAACAAAAUCACAUCAGGGGUUUGUACAGACGAAGAGUGUCUCCAUCCUGUAUGAGUUGAGUUUUAAAUCUAUUUUUUUGGCAAGAAUUUUGGUAAGAAGAGCUGAUGUUUUUGCACUGUGUGAGUUGAGUUUUAUAUUUAUUUUUUUUGGCAAGGACACGAAUAUUUUAUGCAAAUAACCGAUGUCGGUGGUCAUUGACAUUUUAUCAUAAUUAGAUUAUUAUUUUAAUUUGAUAUUUAAUUAUCUUUGUCAAAUAAAAAAUAUG
This is a messenger RNA of Dioscorea cayenensis subsp. rotundata (Guinea yam), 4949 nucleotides long. RefSeq names its product pentatricopeptide repeat-containing protein At5g55840. Lineage: Eukaryota; Viridiplantae; Streptophyta; Magnoliopsida; Dioscoreales; Dioscoreaceae. Bases 967 to 3783 code for a protein of 938 amino acids. The transcript is spliced from 7 exons. Gene Ontology annotation, molecular function: protein binding. The record is from RefSeq and is a predicted model, not a curated record.